GGUUCCGUUGCUUGUGCUUUUUACUGUGCGCACAGGCUGGCUCCGUCUUGGCUCGGUGUGCCGGCAGAGCUCCGAGAGACCCACCGCAAGACCCGGAGAGCCCCUGCUGCAUGCAUACAUCCCAAAACGGCAAUACAAAUUUCUCGGUAAGGUAAGGUACGAUCUAGGCAGGUAAGCUACGAGAGGCAGGCAUACACCGAGCAAAUCUUGCCGCUGUUGAACCUACUUAUGUUUACUAGCUCACGGAUUCGCCACAUUUACCAUGGUAACUUACUAUACCGAGAUAGCAUCAUGUUGAACUAGUCGCACUCAAUGGCAAACAUAUUGCACUUCUAUAUCAGACACCCGAAGAGGUUAACCAGCUUGCCCAAGUGCAUAGAUUGGUAUUUUUGCUCAAAUUUUUACCGUCUUGCAAAUAUUUGAAAGCCCAUCCUCGCCCGCUUUGCUUUCUCUACCUGUUUAUCUUACCUACUUAUUUUUGGCCAUUUCUCUCUCACAUGGAUCUUGAGAUUACGUUCUCCCACCUAAGUACCUAGAAAUGGACACAGACGCCUGUAGCCAACCGUCCAAGGUUGACAGAUGGCUGAACCAGCUCAUUCCUCCGGAUGUCUCUGGUCGCAAUUCGCCACGCAAGGUGGCGCGAAGAAAGCAUCAACGCAAAGACCAAGGUCUUUACAGGGAUCCCACUCCGGAUCAGAAAGUCAAUAUCCCAGCGGAUUCAAAGAGGGCGCACGAAGCUCAUGGCCAGUGUGAAGAUUCAGUAGUCGAAGACAGAAGGGUUGAAGUUGAGAAAUGGAUCUCAAGAACUGCAACGAGCCCAGGAGCGACUCGACAGCGCCCAUCUAGUCAUAUAUCUGGUAGUUACGCCUCGAGAAGUCCUCACCAGCUCCCACAGCGUCGACAUAGUACGGAACAUCAAAUCUUGGCAGGUAAUGCUGGUCACAAGCGCAGAAGGUUGCCAUCAGAGGCUAGCUAUGAGAGUACACCAAAGCAGCACAUCGAAAGACCACCCCAGUUCGAGAAGCGGCCUCGGCACAAGACUCGCGAAGAUCGGUACGAUACGCACCACAGCAAACACCCACGAAAAGCCACCGAAGCCAGAGCCGACAGCAACAUUGACAGGGAUAGGCAGAGGUCCAGGAAAGCCGCCUUGUCAAAACCUUCGCGUGACGUGGUGGCCAAGUUUACAUCAGAUGCUAUCCUUAGCGAGCGUGUGACUACACAUCCAGGACCAGGUCUGUUCGGCAAACUCAACAGCAUCAAGCGCCCCCUUGUCGAUCUUGAAUUCCAUGAAAUGAAUUUCCUGCAAGCUCCAUGUGAAGAUCCGAGUGCCAAGAACCCAUCUCGUGCUCGUGUACGCGAGAGGAAUCGACAAGACAGGCUAAACGAGGAGGUGUCAGCAUUCUUCACAAAAGCAGCCCCUGUAUCUACAGGACUACGUCAAGAACACCAUAAGCCAACAACGCCUGUUGAAUAUUGGACGAAUCCGGACCGCGUUUCUGCCAGAAGAUCGGAUUCGUGUCUACCUCAAUCACGUUCGGGAAGUGCAGGCAGAGCGACAGUACGGAUUUUAAAAAAUCAUCCGAGUGAGAGUUCCGGUGGCAUUUCGUCGCCUCUCAGACGGGAGUUGCUACAGAGGUUGGAGCAGGUAGGGUGCGCUGACCUAUGUAAAACAAACUCUUCACUCAUAGGAAGCUCCUCCAUGGGCAAUUUCACACGCUCCAUCAUAGAGACCGGCGUCCUCGACGGCACUGGCUCUCCACGAAGGCUAAGCUACACACAGCCCCCGAAUCACGCAAACCUUGAUUUUGAUUCCUCCCUGCUGCAGACUGUAGCAAACACAUAUCUUCCCACAGUAACCAUGAGCGGGUGGAACCAUCAGCCAAAAGUAAAGAAAAACAAAGAUCUGGAAUUUUUGGCAACCGAAGCUGUACCACUACUGCGUCGGCUGUCAACUACGCAAAAUGACGCGGACCCCAUAAAGCAAGCACAUGUCUCUCCUUUAGAAACCGAGCCUUCAGUUGAUACACAAGGCUGUAUUGAUCUCUCCGCUUCCUCCACAAGGUCACUGCCGUCAAGCAUACCGACCCGGCCCGAGCCCCCCAAGUCCCGACUUGUCCAGGCACUCCAGAGAGCGGCCGAUACCUUUACCGUUUCACAACCAUAUGAGAACUUAGGCGGACAAGUGAAUACUGAAUUGCAAGCAGAUCGAAGAUUAGAUUCGCGAAUCCUUCAGCCGUCGAUCUCAAAUAUUCAACAGCUGGAUGUAGUACCAAACGCCGCAAUGACCCUCUUGCCAUCAAAUCCGGAUUUACAGUUCGGCUUCCCCCAGAGGCACGAUGGUGACUCUGGGUUUUACCACGAUAUUGCAAAAACUUCAACGUCAUCAAUACAGACUCUGCCGACUAAACGAGAGGAUUUCCAUUGUCAUCAUGUAUCGCCGUCUCCGUUGAUCAGUCAGGAUGCUCAACAGCUCACGGUUAACCAUCGGCAACUCGUACAGUCGACUGAUAUGGCGCACUAUAUAGCCACCAUUGAGGACGAAGUCUUGGGAAUUGAAGGAGGUUCAAAGCUGAGUGAUAGUUAUAAUGACGACCAGUGGGAAAGAAAGACCGAGGCGUAUAUUGAGUCUGUUGAACGCUCGCAGGAUGGUUAUACUACUGGCCCGUCCACGAGACGCGGCCUCACACUGCCUCUGGCAGCCGAAGAGGAUACAGGAAUAUCGAUGGUUGACUUCUGGACGAGGAAUCCUUUCGUCCACUGA
Molecule: messenger RNA, 2764 nt
Organism: Pyricularia grisea
Lineage: Eukaryota; Fungi; Ascomycota; Sordariomycetes; Magnaporthales; Pyriculariaceae
Exons: 4
Coding region: 539-2764 (741 amino acids)
Source: RefSeq, a predicted model, not a curated record